Eimeria necatrix is the source of this 5346-nucleotide messenger RNA. RefSeq lists its product as hypothetical. The transcript has 7 exons. Bases 1 to 5346 code for a protein of 1781 amino acids. Lineage: Eukaryota; Apicomplexa; Conoidasida; Eucoccidiorida; Eimeriidae. The record is from RefSeq and is a predicted model, not a curated record.
AUGGGGGGUCGAUCUGCAGCAGCAGCAGCAGCUGCUGCUGCUGCUGCUGCUGCUCAGCUGCCUGCUGAUGCUGCAGCAGGAGCGCUGACUGCUGCGUGGCCUCGUGUGGCAGCAGCAGCAGCAGCAGCAGCAGGCUCUGCAGCAGCUGGGCGCGGCUGCUGCUGCCUGCGGUACGGGUUUGCUGCUGCUGCCAACAGACAGCCUCAAGCCUUUCAUUCUGCUGCUGCUGCUGCUGCUGCUGCUGCUGCUGCCCUUCGUGCACGCCCUAUUUUGCACAGAAGCAAACAAGGGAGAGCCACAAGCGGGCUUGUGCUGCAGCAGCAGCAGCAGCAGCAGCAGCAGCAUUGCCAAUACCUGCAGCUGAGGCAGCAGCAGCAGCAGCAGGAUCAUUUAAACUUUGGCCUCUUGAGAACAUCCAGCAGUAGCAGCAACAACUCUAGCAGCAGCAGCUGCAGCAGAGCCAACCUCUGCAGCAGCAGCAGCAGCAGCAGCAGAGUCAACCCCAGCAGCAGCAGCAGCAGCAGCAGCAGUAGCAGCAGCAGCAGAGCCAGCCUGAACAGCAGCAGCAGCGGCAGCCUCAGCGGGAGCAGCAGCAGCAGCAGCAGCAGCAGCAGCAGCAGCAGACCGACUGCAGCAGCACUGGCUUUAAACUCUUUGCUGCUGAACAUACACGAAGUGGCAGAGGCGCCCCCAGGCCGUUUGAGUGCAGCAGCAAAAGCAGCAGCAGCGCAGCAGCAACUUGAUUAUAUCACACCUCUGCAGCAGCAGCAGCAGCAGCAGCAGCAGCAGCAGCAGCAAGCUUUGCGCAUUCCUGUUGCUGCUGCUGCUUUGCUGCAGGACUUUUGGGCCGCAAUCUGCAGACGCGCAGUUUCGCUGGAAAAGAAGCUGCGGCUUUCCGAUGCUGCUUUGCUGCUGUCUGCUGCUGCUGCUGCGCAGCGGCAGCUGCAGCAGCUGCAGCAGCCGCAGCAGCAGCAACUCAAGCAGCAGCUGCUGGCGCAGCACAGCCGCUUGGUUCAGGCAGCAACGACAGCGCUCUCACGGGGCCUCCUGCGGCAGCAGCAGCAAGCUGCUGCUGCCAAGCAGCGGCAGCAGCAGCAGCAGCAGCAGCAGCAGCAGCAAGCGCAACAACGUCUGACUGUGCAGCAGCAGCAGCACGAGCAAGAGCAGCAGCAGCAGCAGCACCAACAUGGGCUAACGGCCAGUCUCCUCACCUCCGCCUUGCAUGCAUUUGCUGCACUAAAGCUGCAGCAAGUGCUGCUGCUGCAGCAGCUUGCUGCUGCUGCAGUGUCUCUGCAGCUGCAGAACUUCAGCGGAUAUGACUUGGCGGCUUUCUGCUCAGCGCUGCUGGCAGCAGCGCAGCAGCAGCAGCUGCAGCAGCAGCAGCAGCAGCAGCUGUUUGCCCCUGUCGCCGCGCAGCUGGAGGCCCUGGUGCUGCAGCAGCUACCAGCUUCCAAUGCUGCAGCAGAGCGGAGGAACGCUGCUUUGCUGCAGCAGCUGCAGCGGCAGCUGCAGCAGCAGGAGCAGCAGCAGCAGCAGCAGCAGCAGCAAGCGCAGCAGCAGCUGACGGGCGUCGCUGCAGCGCAGCAAGCAGCACACCGCCUGCAGCAGCUGCUGCUGCAGAAGCCGCAGCAACUAGCUGCUGCCUGGCAGCAGCAGCAGCAUCGCCAGCAGCUAAAUUUGUGCAUUUUGCUGCGGCUUUGCGUAGAGCUGCAGAUACACCGCAGGCAGCAGCUGCUGCUGCCGCUGCUGCUGCAUGCAGCAGUGCUGCAGCUGGAAGCAGCGCGGCUGCAGCUGUGUCUGGCGGGGCUUGAGCCCCUGCAGCAGGAGCAGCAACCUGCUGCAGAAGGUGCUGCUGCUGCUGCUGCUAUUGCUGCUGCUCCAGCUGCUGCUGCUGCUGCUGCUGCUGCUGCUGCUGCUGGCCGACACUUCGCCUUUUCGCUAAAUCUCUCCAGCUGCCGCGACCUCGCCAGCCUUUGCUCGAGUCUGCUGCUGCUUGACCAGCAGCAGGUAGAAGCCACCAACUCCGGGCUGCAGCAGCAGCAGCAGCAGCAGCAGCUGCAGCAGCUGCAGCAGCUGCAGCAGCAAACGGUAGCUGCACCCUCGCUGAUUGUCUCGCUGCUGCUGCACCAAGUUGGUUGGCAGGGCCUUUGCGCUCCAGUCUGUCUUUCAGCUCUUCCCGGAGCUGUCCCAGCAGCAGCAGCAGCAGCAGCAGCAGCAGCAGCACCGGCAGCAGCAGCAGCAACGGAGGCCGCAACAUCACCGGCAGAAGCGGCUGUAGCAGCUGCCACGGCUGCUGCAGCAAAAGCAGCAGCACCUGUUAGUGGGCAGCAGCCCAUAGAACGCCUGCUGCUCCUUGCUGCUGAUCACGCAGCCCUGCUGCUGCUUCUUAGCAGCAGCAGCAGCAGCAGCAGCAGCAGCAGCAGUGACGGCAGUCACCAUGAAUUGGUUUCAGCUGCUCAUAUCGCCAGCUGCAGCAGCAAACUAUUUAAACGAACCGACGGGGAGGGAGCUGCAACAGCAGCAACCUCAGCAGCAGCAGCAGCAGCAGCAGCAGCAGCCGAGGCAGCACCAACAGCAGUGAGGCUCCUUCCUCUUGCUGCGCUGCUGCAGCUGCAGCUGCAGCAGCACAAGGCAACCUUAUCAGCGGACCAGAUCUCCAUGUGCUGCCGGUUCCUUUCGCAGACUGCAGCAGACACUGCAGCAGCAGCAGCAGCAGAAGUAGCAGCAGCAGCAGAAGCAGAUGCACCAGCAGCAACAGCAGCAGCAACAGCAGCAGCAACAGCAGCAGCAGCAACCGGGAAACCUGGGAAAGCAGCACCAGCAGAGGCAGCAAAAUCGGCCGCCACCCCCGCAGCAGCUGCAGCGCUUAUUCCUGAAAAUCGUAAUGCUGCUGCUGCUGCUGCUGCUGCUGCUGCUGCUGCUGCUGCUGCUGCUGCUUCCUUCCUCUGUUUGUCCGCACACUCCGUCACUUCUGCCUUGUGCUGCAAACUGCAGCAGCUGCAGCUGUCUCACAUUCUGGCCUGCUUGCCGGCAGUUGCAAAGCUGCACAAAGCCCUUUUGCUGCCGCAGCAGCAGCAGCAGCAGCAACAGCAGCAGCAGCAGCAGCAGCAGCAGCAGGAGGGUCCGCAGCAGCUGGCGGACAUGCUUGAAGACCCUGAGCUGCGCAUGCACUGCUUGCAGCAGCUGCAGCAGACGGCACAGCAGCUGUGUACAAGGUUUUGCAAGCUUGUGCAGCAGCAGCAGCAGCAGCAGCAUCAGCAGCAGCAGCAGCAGCAACGGGGAGCAGCAGACUGGGCAUGCACACAAGAUGGGAGCAGCAGCAGAAGGGGACCCCCAACGCCUUCUUUGCUGCUGCGCCUUCAAAGCAGCCUUGUGGCUGCUGUUGCUGCAGUGGAGCAGACCAUACCCGCUUCUGCUGCUGCUGCUGCUGCUGUUGCUGCUGCCACCCGCUUGCUGCUGCAGCCUCAAGCGGAGCAGCAGCACCUGCCUGCUGCUGCUCUCUCCCUGCAGCAAUGCAGUCUUCUGUUGCGAGCCCUUGCCAAACUGCAGCUGCGAGACCCGGAUAUCCUUGAAGCUAUUUGCAACCGGGUAGCGGAGCUUAUACAGCAGCAGCAGCAGCAGCAGCAGCAGCAGCAGCAGCAAAAGGGGGCUCUGGUGUUGUCUGGGCAGCAGCUUGGACAGCUGCUGCUGAGUCUGGCGCAGCUGUCCUUCACUCCUGCGCACCUGCAGCAGUCCAGAGGUGUACAUACACCGCAGCAAGAAGCAGCAGCAGCGAGGCUGUUUGAUUUGCUGCUGGCGCUGCAGCAGCAGCCGCAGCAGCAGCAGCUGCUGCUCCACAGCAUGGGACUCCAGAGCGCAGCAAACUGCUUGCAUGCGCUUUCCUUGUGUGACUUUUCUUUAAAGCUCCCUCGAGGCCCCUCUGGGGGCCCCUCUGGGGGCCCCCCUGGGGGCCCCUCUGGGGGCCCCCCUGGGGGCCCCCCUGGGGGCCCCCCUGGGGGCCCCGCCUUGCAGGAUGUCACGGGGGAGGUGGAGGGCAAAGCGGCUGUUGCUGCAUUUCUGGAUUUGCUGCUGAGUGUUGUUCGAAUGCAUCUGCAGCCGCUGCAGCAGCAGCAGCAGCAGCAGCUGCAGCAGCAGCAGCUGCAGCAGCAGCAGCUGCAGCAGCAGCUGCUGCAGCAGCAGCAGCUGCAGCAGCAGCAGCUUCAGCAGCAAGCGGCUGAGGAUGAGGGAGGUGCGUGGAUCGGAUUGGCCGAGACUUUGAAGCAGCUGCCAGCAGCACAGCAGCAGCUAACAGCAGCAGCAGCAGCAGCAGCUGCAGCACGCCACGCCCCUCUCUGCGCCUCUCUUCAGCCCCACAACAAGGCCUUUCUAAGGGCGCUGCAGCAGCAAGUCUGCUGCGUUUUGCCAGAGACUCAACUAAGCAGCAGCAGCAGCAGCAGCAGCAGCAGCAGCAGCACCAGCAGCAAAAGUCACUCGUGGAUGGCAGGAAGCCACAGCGAAACUCUUGUAGAGCCUGGGGUGUCUGUACACCUGGCAAGCUCAGUCAAUGGCUCAGGCCCUAGGGCUGAGGUUGAAAGGCUCAAUGCACAGCAACUUAUGCAGCAGCAGCAAAAGCAGCAAGAGCAGCAGCAACAGCAGCAGCAACAGCAGCAGCAACAGCAGCAGCAGCAACAGCAGCAGCAGCAAGAGCAGCAGCAACAGGCUCAGCAGCAGCAGCAGCAGCAGCAGCAGCAGCAGCAGCAACAGCAGCAGCAGCAGCAAGUGCUGUUGCGUGUUUGCCCUGUUCUGCAGACGCCACUCACCUUUGGUGGCUACUCGUUAGACCUGCUCGCGGAGCUGCCUGGAGGAACUCUUGUGGCGAUCGAGGCUGAUGGCAGCUCCCACUUCUUAGCGGACUGCAGCACGCCGCAGCCCCAGACCCUGCGGCAGCAGCAGCAGCAGCAGCAGCAGCAGCAGCAGCAGCAGCAGCAGCAGCAGCAGCAGCAGCAGCAGGUGCGGGAACCUGAGCUCCGAAUGGAAAGCAGCAGUAAGGCAGCAGCAGCAGCAGCAGCAGCAGCAGCAGCAGCAGGGGCACGAGUAGCAGCAGCAGCAGUUGCAGCGGUGUUAGCAGCAGCAGCAGCAGUGGCACCAGUAGCAGCAGCAGCAGUUGCAGCGGAGUUAGCAGCAGCAGCAGCAGUGGCACCAGUAGCAGCAGCAGCAGUUGCAGUGGCGCUAGCAGCAGCAGCAGCAGUAGUACUACUAGCAGCAGCAGCAGCAGUGGUACUAUUGGCAGCAGCAGCAGCAGUGGUACUAAUGGCAGAAGCAGCAGCAGCAGCGCUACCAGCAGCAGCAGCAGCAGCAGAGUUAUAA